AUGGCCAACCAAAGAGCCUCUUCUUCUUCUGCUCCUUUCACCAAGUCAUGGAAAUACCAUGUCUUUCUGAGCUUCAGAGGUUUUGACACUCGCUUAAAUUUCACAAGCCCUUUGUAUAGAGCUUUGCGUCGAGAAGGAAUUAACACCUUCAUGGCUGAUCAUCAGCUCGGAAGAGGAGAAGAAAUAUCAAACGCGCUUCUCACAGUAAUUGAAGACUCAAAGAUUUCUGUGGUUGUGUUCUCCGAAAACUAUGCCUCCUCAAAGUGGUGCCUGGAUGAGCUUGUUAAGAUUCUUGAUUGCAAAGAAUCAAAUCAACAAUUGGUCAUCCUAGUUUUUUACAAGGUGAAUCCAUCAGAUGUACGGAAUCAUAGAGGAAGCUUCGGGGAUGCACUGGCUAACAUGGACUGCAAUAAUGUGGAGAAGGUCAACAGAUGGAAGGAAGCACUUUCACAAGCUGGAAAAUUGGCGGGGUUCACUCUGUCCGAUGAGUAUAGAUCUGAAGAUGAACUGAUUCAUAAAAUCGUUCAAGACAUUUCACAACAAGUAAUCGACCGUACAUAUUUAUAUGUGACAGAGUAUCCAGUUAGAAUGCGUCAUCCUGUAGAAUAUAUACUUAAGCUUUUAGAUUUGGGGGAAAAAGACGUUCGCAUGGCAGGGUUAUGGGGAACUGGUGGAAUUGGCAAGACCACAAUUGCUAAAGCUGUUUAUAAUUCAAUUGCCCAUGAAUUUGAAGGUUGUUGUUUUUUGGAAAGCGUUAGAGAAUGUUCAAUGUCGCAUGGAGGUUUAGCCAAACUGCAAAAGACUCUUCUUUUUGAGAUUCUAAAGGGGGAAAAAUUGAAGGUGACCAAUGUUUAUAAAGGAGUCACUAUGAUAAAGGAAUGGUUGCGGGGUAGAAGGGUUCUCUUGGUUCUUGAUGACGUGGAUGACAUGGAACAGUUACACAAGUUAGUUGGGGCAUGUGAUUGGUUUGGUGUAGGCAGUAGAAUUAUCAUAACAACAAGGGAUAAGCAACUGUUAACUGCUCAUGAUGUUAAUUUAAUACAUGAGGUCAAGAUUUUAGAUGAUCCUGAAGCUCUUAAGCUCUUCUGCUGGCAUGCCUUCAAAAGAAGUGAGCCUCCUUUGGAUGAUUAUGUGAAACUUGCACGACGUGCAAUACGCUAUGCUCAAGGCCUUCCUUUGGCUUUGAAAGUUCUCGGUUCUUGUCUAUAUGGUGGAAAUAUAGAUAAAUGGGAAGCUGCAUUGGAUGGUUUCAAAAGCACGAAAAUUCAAGACGUUCUCAAAAUAAGUUACAAUGCAUUGGAUCACAGCGUACAGGAGGUUUUCCUUGACAUUGCAUGUUUCUUUAAAGGUAAUAGAAGAAGUUAUGUGAUAGAAACACUUGCAGCUUGUGGCCUCAAUGCUAGGUAUAGCAUUGAAGGACUCAUAGAAAGGGCCCUCAUAAGUGUUGAACAUGAAGAGUACAUUCAGAUGCAUGACUUGUUAGAAGAGAUGGGUAAGGACAUAGUUAAGCAAGAGUCACCCACUGAAGCCGGAGGACGUAGCAGAUUGUGGUUUUAUGAAGAUGUCAAGCAUGUCCUGACUAAUAAUACAUUGGAGAGUUUCCCAAAAAUUGUGGACAAAAUGGAAUCCUUAUGUUCUUUGGACCUUGGGAGAACUGCCAUAAAAAAGUUGCCUGCAUCAGUUGGACAUCUCAUUGGGCUUAAAAAAUUGGACUUAUUUGGAAGUACUAUAAAAGAGUUGCCUUCAUCAAUUGGAAAUCUCACUGCCCUGGAAGCUUUACUGUUAGAUGGAAGUGCUAUAGAAGAGUUGCCUUCAUCAAUUGGAAAUCUCACUGCGCUUCAGCGAUUAAAUUUAGAAGGAUGUGAAAACCUUGCAAAUCUACCACAAUGUUGCAAGAGGCUUGUAGAAAUUCUAGUACAACUUUCAGCGUCUAUAAAAUGGGUUCAUGUGAGGGAUUGCAUAUCGCUGGAAAGAUUUUCAACAUUGUCAAAGAUAUUGGAAGACGGAGACAUGCAAGGCAUUAGUUACAUGGACUUGUCUAAUUGCCAUAGGCUAUGCGAUAAUCUAGCGUUGGACGUUUCGAAGAUAGCAAAAUUAUUUAAUGAGAUGAAGUUCCGUGGCAAUGCAAGGAUUGUCUUUAGACUACCUGGCAGUAGCAGUGAAGUUCUAGAGUGGUUCACUUUUCGUAAUUACCUUGAUGACUCUGAUGAGAGUAAAUUUAAUUACAUUGAUCAUGAUGGCAGGAGUACUCAUACUCGAGAUGAAUGGCGUGUGUCUGGGGGAGAGACACAGGCAGGUAAUGUGUGGCUGGAAUGUAUGUCAUUAUUUCCGCGUUGGUACUGUCUUCCAUUUAAGCUGUCUACGUCGGAUAUGUUUCGAGGUACUACUAUGUGGUGGGACUGUAUUCCAUUAUUUCUUGAUGAUCAAUUCAUGCCGCCUAUUUUUCGAGUUACUGUUAGCGGCAAAGGGUUGCGCGUCAAAAGCAUUGGGGCCCACUUGGUUCAUAACAAUAUGUCAAGGGAUUAUGAUGAUUAUUAUCCUGGCAAACAGAUAGAUGAAAAUGGAUUAGAUGAUAUUUCCCUCUGUUUGGCCGACCGCGACCUCGAAAUGCGUAUGGACAACGACCACGGAAUGAGCGAUUUGUUCCCAGAUGGUUACUCCGAUUGGUGA
This is a messenger RNA of Prunus mume (Japanese apricot), 2670 nucleotides long. The record is from RefSeq and is a predicted model, not a curated record. Lineage: Eukaryota; Viridiplantae; Streptophyta; Magnoliopsida; Rosales; Rosaceae.